This is a messenger RNA of Helianthus annuus (common sunflower), 780 nucleotides long. Its product is annotated as kaempferol 3-O-beta-D-galactosyltransferase. The record is from RefSeq and is a predicted model, not a curated record. The transcript is spliced from 6 exons. NCBI's taxonomy places the organism in Eukaryota, Viridiplantae, Streptophyta, Magnoliopsida, Asterales, Asteraceae. The coding region runs from base 1 to 780 and encodes 259 amino acids.
AUGAGUGGAGAAUAUCAAGCUCAAAAGAUGUAUUGCUUUUGGGUUAAGUUGAGCAUAAGGGAGAAACAUGUUGCAGUUUUUGCAUUCCCUUUUGCCUCACACCCUUCUAGCCAACUAAAACUCACUCGUCACCUGGCUUCCGCAGCCCCAACAGUGGUUUUCUCAUUCUUCAACACUGCAAAGUCUAACCGCGCUUUGUUCGCUGAACUCAGUUGCGACAACAUAUUACCGUAUGAUGUAUCUGAUGGCUUACCCAACAAUGAUGUUUUUGUUGGAAGUCCUCUAGAUGCUAUUAACUUGUAUCUCCCUGGGGCGGAGGAAGAGUUGAGGAGGGCUGUUCGAGUGGCGGAGAAGGAUACCGGAAGAAAUAUUACUUGUCUGGUUGUGCAUGCUUUCAUCUGGUUUGCUGCUGACAUGGCUGAGGAAAUGAACAUUCCAUGGGUCGCCUAUUGGAGUGCCGGAACUUGUUUUUUGGCUGCACAUUUUUACACUGAUCUCAUUAGGCAAAAAACUGGACCAGAUGAUGAAAUAACCGACUUGAUCCCGGGGCUCAAAGUGGUCCUACUAGGCGACUUACCAAGCGAAGUCGUCUUUGGAGACCUGCAAUCACCGUGCGCAAUCAUGUUACAUAAGAUGGGGAGAAACCUAAGUAGGGCGAGUGCUGUUCCCGUAAACUCUUUCCAAGAACUAGACCCGGAUCUAGCCAAAAACCUCUCUUCAAAGUUGAACAAUUUCGUCCACAUUGGUCCCUCAAAUCUCAAGUUUUUCACGCUGAUCUAA